UAACAUUGUUAAUUUAACAUACCACAUCAGCACUGAGCGAAACAGCCGUACGCAGCUCUGAGCAAAAACUCCCAGCACCCGAAACUCCUCAUAUGUCAGCCGGAGAGCGGGGCCUCUGCCCAAGAGCCAGAGCUGAAGUGAAGACGGCACCAUAGCCAUCACUGCCAUGAACAAGAAACUGGACCUGUCCAAGCUGACAGAUGAGGAGGCCAAGCAUGUGUGGAAGGUUCUACAGCGUGAUAUGGACCUGAGGAAAAAAGAGGAGAACAGACUGGGGGAUCUGAAGACCAAGAUCGAAAAGGAGGACUCCAAGCGUGAGCUUCUGGCCGGCCAGCCCAGCUUGACCGCGUCCUACUGCAUUCACUGCCUGCAACCCUUCAAGUUCCUUGUGAACAGUCGCCGGCAAUGUGCAGACUGCAAGCUCUACAUGUGCAAAAACUGCAGCCACUACAUCAAGAAGGAGAGGAGCUGGGUUUGCGAUCCCUGCUGCAUGUCCAGGGUAUUGAAGACGGGCACGUUGGACUGGUUCCAUAACAACGUACGUUCCCGCUUCAAGAGAUUCGGCAGUGCUAAGGUGAUGCGCUCACUCUCCCAGAGGCUGAACGGGGAGCAGGGCUUACUGACGGACCUGAGAGGUCCGCGUGAUGAUGAUACACACAGCACGCCUGACAUUCGCCACAAUUAUGAUGGUCAUGAAGAGGAUGAAGCAUUAGAUGGUCAGCGCUACAGGAUGAUGCGGAAAACCAAGCGUCUCCUUUCCGUCCACCCACUGGAUUUUGAUAUGGAACAGGAGUGCUCCAGCCACUCCCGCCGACAGUCUGUCCAGGUACUGGAGGAACAAUACAGACCAGGGAAAGAUCCGGAGUUUAACACAGAGGUACAGUUCCACUACAGCCGCAGGAAGAGCCUGGACAAACUGUCUCGUUAUGAUGAGAGCCAUUUCCCAGACCAUCGGAUGAUGCGUACCCGCUCCCUGUCCAAGAUUGGGACGUUCCAGCGCUACCCUCACUGCGAGCCGGACACCUCAGAGGAAGAGGGAAGCGAGCGCUUCCCCAUGUUCCAGCUGCCCCCACGGCGACGUAGCCGCGCCUCAUCCCAGGAGAAUGUACACCAGAGUGCUCCGCCGAUGACUGAGCUGACCAAGCGCAUGGAAGCCAUUGAAAGCCUCUUGAGUCGUCUGGAGCAGAAGAUGGUCGAACCUCCUCAGCAGCUGGACUCUCACUCUGCAGUGGACCUGGAAGAAGUGAAGCUGAGCAGGAAGUUACAGGAGCUGACGGGAAAUAUCAGUGACAAGGGCCUUUCCUCAGAGGAGGAUGAGGCCAAAGUGCCCCCAACCCCCAAGGAGACCCAGAGGAAAGACAGGGUGCAGGGAGAGCCAGCCCUGGGGGGCCCCAUCGCCAUGGAGAGGGUAAUGAGCUCCUCAAGUGAAGAGCAGCUCUCAGACGCUCAAAAGAGAUCCAGUGCGGCAGCCCUCUGUGACAUCACUACUGUGGUUCUAAGAACCAUAAAUGCCACUGAGAGAGCGCUGACCGAAUUGGCUCCGUCAAACCCUAAUGACACAUACCACUUAAUGGGGACAGAUGUAAGGCAAGCUGAUGAGGCUUACAGAGCACUUGAGGAAAAUGUCUACCUGACAACAGGCAAAUCCUACGACCUGGAGAGGAAGCUGAAGUCCCUGGAGCAAAGUGCAAAGAGCCGCUACUGCGGGUACACCGACUCUGAGCUGUCCGAGCUGGAGGACAAAGUGGCUCUGGCCGCCGCCAGGGUGCAGAACACUGAGAGCGAGGUCUCCGACAUAGAGAACAGGAUAGCUGCCCUUAGUAUGGCGGAAGGGUCAGAGAAGUCAAGGAAGAAGGUAUCCGGUGCACAGAGGCGAAUGGUCCCUAACAACUCUUCAGCGAGAAGUGGCAAUGGAUCAGGAUCCAUUCGAAGGUUAUCUUUCAUUUAAAGGAUCAUCCCCUUCAAGCUUUCCAACUUCCCAGAAUGCACCUUUAAGAUGUGCAUCCAUCUCUGCGCUCAGUUCCUUUCCAAUCCACUGACUCCUACUGAUUAAUAACAUGUCCCGACUUUCUGACACUUUUCUUUAUUUUAAAUGUCCAGAAAGACGAAACAAUCCUUUAGAUCUGAGUGUUUGUUAUUCUCACCCAGAUGUAAAAACCAUCUUCCUGCACUUUGUCUUUAAACUCUCCCAUGUAAUGCCUACAGGGGCCAAAAUCUGUGCUCUUCUGUGUUAUACGGUAACAUAUUAGUUGGUGCCUCAUGAAAUAAAAUGUAAAGUUAUCUAUAAUGAAAGUUAUUUAAGAACAUGGCUAUAACAAAAUAAUCCUUGUAAAUCUCAAUGAAUGGGAUUUUUCACAACUUUAUACACAAGUUGAAGUUAUUCUGACUGAUUUAAGGUGAUUACUGAUACAAUGUUAGUAAAUGUUGAAAACUCUCUGAUACGUAUAUAUUCUCAUCUCCUCAAGAAAUAUACAGGCUGUCCAUAAAGUAUCUUUACAAUUUCAAAAAUGUAUUACAAAGGCAUAUAAAAAGACAGCUACGGGAACAAAAUGACAAAAUUUUUUUGCCUCAUUUAAUACACCUCUAUAUGGGCACCAUUAGUUGCACGAAGCACAUCAAGACGGUACUCGAUUCCUUGCCAUGUUCGCUGUAGCAAACCCUCAUCAGUGGUGGCACUGGGAUCAGUGAUCCUCUGUUUUAGAUUAGUGACGUCCCGCACCAUUGUUUGCAAUGUGAUUUAAAAACUUUGAUAGCCACUGAGUACAUAGAACAAAUCUGAUGAAGAUAUUUCAUCAAUUGCCUUUGUAAUACAUUUUUGAAAUUGUAAAGAGACUUUAUGGACGUCCUGUAUGAUUGUAACUUUUUUGUUUAUUUUAAAGUUUUUUUUCUCAUGUUAUUAGUGAGGACUGAAGUGUCUAGUAAUCUUAUUGUCUUUUACUCUGUUAGAAUUGAAUGGUAACAUCUGGAUUUUAAAAUACAUUUUGGCAGAUUUUAUCCUAAUUGCUUAUUGUGCCAUAUUUUGCGUCAGGAUUUUGGAACCAAAUCUGUUUAAAUGUUGCUUUUAUGCUGGACGUGUUCAGACAGAAGCGCUGAAUGUCGGGUUGCUGAUUUUGGCCUAACAUUCCGGAUCUUUUGUUUGCCCUCUGGCACGUGGUGAUUGGCAUGGAUAGAUAAGGCAUUGUAUUUAAUACUUAGCUAACCAGCAAGGUCCACAUGUUCUGUGCUUGGAAACCGCAGAGCAGCAUAAAGCCUUUGGACAUCCUCUUCAAUCAUUGUUCUCCUCAUUGCACUGUCAAAAUUGAAUGUCGCCGAAAAGACAGUGAACUGGCAUGGAAAGUUCUUUAUGAGUAAAGAUUAUUAAGAAAAAAUA
Molecule: messenger RNA, 3370 nt
Organism: Paramormyrops kingsleyae
Lineage: Eukaryota; Metazoa; Chordata; Actinopteri; Osteoglossiformes; Mormyridae
Product: melanophilin
Biological process (GO): intracellular protein transport
Cellular component (GO): cortical actin cytoskeleton
Molecular function (GO): small GTPase binding; myosin binding; actin binding
Source: RefSeq, a predicted model, not a curated record